Messenger RNA from Piliocolobus tephrosceles (Ugandan red Colobus), 1009 nucleotides. RefSeq names its product testis expressed 35 (gene TEX35). Gene Ontology annotation, cellular component: nucleus. NCBI's taxonomy places the organism in Eukaryota, Metazoa, Chordata, Mammalia, Primates, Cercopithecidae. Bases 113 to 790 code for a protein of 225 amino acids. The record is from RefSeq and is a predicted model, not a curated record. The transcript has 9 exons.
ACACAAAGGGGUGGUCACUCUGCCCUCACCUUGACCUGUAUGUUGCCUAGGACAGUGGUCUGGUCCCGGGGGCUAUUGUGGGAAGUUGAAGAACACCCUGGCCUCCUCCAUCAUGUCGGCCAAGAGGGCAGAACUGAAGAAAACACAUCUGUGCAAGAACUACAAGGCAGUUUGCCUGGAAUUGAAGCCAGAGCCGACCAAAACAUUUGAUUACAAAGCAGUUAAACAAGAAGGGCGGUUUACCAAAGCAGGAGUGACACAGGACCUAAAGAAUGAACUCAGGGAAGUGAGAGAAGAGCUCAAGGAGAAAAUGGAGGAGAUAAAACAGAUAAAGGAUCUAAUGGACAAGGAUUUUGAUAAACUUCACGAAUUUGUGGAAAUUAUGAAGGAAAUGCAGAAAGAUAUGGAUGAGAAGAUGGACAUUUUAAUAAAUACACAGAAGAACUAUAAGCUUCCCCUUAGAAGAGCACCAAAGGAACAGCAGGAACUCAGGCUGAUGGGAAAGACUCACAGAGAACCACAGCUCAGGCCCAAGAAAAUGGAUGGAGCCAAUGGAGCACCCUGUGCUCUUCACAAGAAGACGAUGGCACAAAAGAAACAGGGCUCACUGGAUCCUCUUCAUGAGUGCGGGCCCUGCAGUGAGAAAUGUUUGUUGUGUGCUCUAAAGAACAACUACAAUCAGGGGGAACCUUCCUUCAGAGGCCUCAGCCCUUUACAAAGGUGGAGAGGAGCCAGUGACCACCCAACCUUCUGUGGGCCACACUGCGCCUGCCCCAAAGUCCCAGACUGAGGGAAGGUGAAGCUUAACUGCCAGCUUGAAAUGAGAGUAAAGAAGAUACAGAACAAACAGUGUUUCAGAAACUGUCCUGCCCUCGGUGUGAUUCUUUGGCUUCAAUUUGAAAGAGGAGGAAUUAUGGGAUUUCAUAUUUUAUUUCACACUAGUUCCUCCUUGUUUCAUCUCUUUGCUAAGCUGGCUGCUUCUACCAUCUAAUAAAUAACUGGACAAGUU